This is a messenger RNA of Rhizoctonia solani, 519 nucleotides long. Its product is annotated as Reverse transcriptase from mobile element jockey protein. The transcript has a single exon. NCBI's taxonomy places the organism in Eukaryota, Fungi, Basidiomycota, Agaricomycetes, Cantharellales, Ceratobasidiaceae. The record is from RefSeq and is a predicted model, not a curated record. The coding region runs from base 1 to 519 and encodes 172 amino acids.
AUGGACGGGUUUACGACCCCCCACUUUGCAGUGACACCCGUAUUCAACAGAACAAUAACGCGGGCGAGAACCAAAGCCACGAAGCGAGCGACAAGAAAUUGGGGCAAAGUCUGGAACGAACAUACACACGCUCGACCAGACUCGGGCACUUACAUACCACGACCCCCCGCCCUCAAACUACACCCCAUAUUCAACCGUCCCACAUACCCCCGCAACGUACAAUGCCGCCUAGUCCAAUUCCUUACCGGAUACGGCUUUUAUGGGGCGUACAGCGCUCGCUUCCACCCACACAUCGACCCACAAUGCCCAUGCGGCGAACCAUCACAAACGCCCGAGCAUAUACUCAUGUUCUGUCCGGAGACGGAAAAAUUUAGGCACAUCAUCACUGACAUAUCGCCUGAACGCUCCUGGGAGGAGAUUUUCGGAACACUGCCGGGACUGGAGGCAGUAUCUGAGUUCAUACUGAAGUCGGGAAUCGGAAAGUGUAGAGAUCCGCCGGCAGCCGCUCAACAUUUGUAG